This is a messenger RNA of Coffea eugenioides, 1946 nucleotides long. RefSeq names its product disease resistance RPP13-like protein 4. Bases 1 to 1878 code for a protein of 625 amino acids. Gene Ontology annotation, biological process: defense response to other organism. The transcript is spliced from 3 exons. Lineage: Eukaryota; Viridiplantae; Streptophyta; Magnoliopsida; Gentianales; Rubiaceae. The record is from RefSeq and is a predicted model, not a curated record.
AUGGCUGCUAGAUCAGAGCUGAAGGUCCAAGAACUGGUCCAUUUGUCAGUAAAAAUGGAGAGAAGCAUAGCUGAUCCACCAGCCGUUGACAAUGGGGCAGCUGAUCAUUCAAAAGAAGAAGGUGGAUCAACAGAGGAAACGGCUGCUGAAGCUCCUGAUCAAGUUGUAGUUAGAAAGAUGUCUAAGCAUCAUUCAACUGAUAAGUCUGUUGCUGGUGGUGGUGUCAUUAUCGGUGGACUUGUGGCUGCUGUUUUUGCUGCUGUUUAUUGCUACAUUCGGGUCACCAGAAAGGAAUCAUCUUCGGAUGCCAACGAACAGAGAGUAGGUGUGAAUAUUAGAGACCAGAAGAAUGAUACGCUGAGAUUUUAUAGUGCUAUUUUGAAUUCAGAAUUCGGUGGUUUGCUCUCAUCAGAGGAGAGGUCAUCCAUUAAGUGGAGGAGGAUCCGCGAGACCUUUCAUGAAAAGUUAACGAAUAUAGGAGACAAUUUUUCGAAGGGUAAUCCGCAUGUGAUUGCCUCUCUGCAGCUAAGCUAUGAUGAGCUCCCUGCUUUCUUGAAGCCAUGCAUAUUGUGCUUCUCGAUUUAUCCUGAGGAUUAUGAAGUGGAUGCUGACCAACUGAUUCGCUUGUGGGUAGGAGAAGGAUUUGUUAGUGGCAAUAACACAGAAACUGCGACAGAAUCAGCUCUCAAGUGUUUGUCAGAGCUUAUCAGUCGGUGCCUGGUUGAAGUAGCUCAGCGAAGAAAUUAUGAUGGAAGUGUCUAUACCUGCAAGCUGCAUAACGUGGUUCGAGAUUUGACAAUUAAAAUAGCAAGAGAAGAAGAUUUCUGCAGCUUCGAUGCAAAUGGAAAACAUAUUGCUGAUGUCGGCUGCCGUCGACUUGGAGUCACCCAAGAGACGAAGUUAUCUGCCCUUCAAGGAAACUCAAAGCUCAGGGCAUUACUUCUAACCACAACCCAUUAUAUCGGUUUCAAUAGGAAUACAGAGUUGGCAACAAUCAAGUCUCUCAGGGUACUGGACCUCUCACAUGCUAGACUAGGCUAUGUUUUUGUGAAGGAUCUUUGGGACUGGAUCACUUCCCUUAAACGCCUAGCUUGUUUGAGCCUCAGAGAUGUUGCACAAUUGCUUGAAGUCCCAAACUCAAUCGGCAAAUUAUUGGGCCUCCAAGUGCUGAUUCUGGGAGAAUGUAAGGAUCUUAAAAAGCUUCCCACUUCAAUUGUAAAACUUCCAAGAUUAAUCAUCUUGGAUGUUGGUAAUUGCCCAAGUCUUCGGUGUUUACCACAAGGGUUCUCGAGACUUUCCAAUCUCCAGGAGCUGUAUGGAUUUAAGAUAGCUGGCACUGGCAAUGCUGCAGGUUCCCACCUUAGUGAGCUGUACGCUCUGACUGAACUUCGUGUCCUGCAUAUAGACUUAACUGAAGAUAGCACAAUCAAUGAUCAGGAAUUGGAGGUGUUAGCACAGCUAAAGAAACUAAAGCUUUUGUCCAUUAAUGCAGGUGAUUGCGAAGAUGAGGACAUAUUAAGCAAGUUGAAUAAAUUGUCACCCCCUUCUUCCAUCGAGGAAUUGUAUCUGAAGCAUUAUCUUGGAGAAACUACGCCAGCAUGGAUUAAUCCUAGGUCACUUCAACAACUGCAGUAUCUUUCUGUGGAGAACUCAGGGAUAGAAAAGAUGAACCAAGAAUUUUGGGGAGAUGAAGGAUAUAAAUGGGAUGUCAAAGGGUUGUGUUUUAAGUUCUGCCAAAGACUUCAGGUGCCAUGGGAAGAGCUGCCAGCGACGAUGCCUGAGCUCAGAUGCCUGGAGGUUAGCCAGUGUAAUUUUCUGGUUUCAUUUCCUUGUGAUGUUGAGUCUGGGGGGACAAUAAGAUUGAAAGCAGCCAGAUGACAUGGUCCGAUCUUGGGAAAGCAUUAUCAAAGUUUUAAGUGGUCUGUAUCCCGGUUCUUGGACAAUAU